AUGUCUGACGCCACUUUAGAAAAUGACGUUAUAGAGCCGCCUUGCUCAAAGAAAAUUAAAAUUGAAGAGCAAAAUGAAAACGGAGUGAGCAACGUUCAAUUGGAAUUGAAAGAUUUUGUUCCAGUGAAAGUUUUGAACAAUAAUACAAAUAGGAAAACGGUUUGUAUCCAAGGGACAUUCAGAGAUAAAAGUGGUGUGGCUUUAGUGUUACUUGAAAAAAAUGCUUUCAAAGGAGAGGAAUUGGACGACAAGGGAUAUUUUGCCAUAGACACCAAGCUGCGUACAUUUUUCCAAAACGAUAUAUACGGUAAUUUUGAGUGUUAUCCGCGCUCAGAAAUAAACGGUGUAAAGACUACAAUCAUCUACCCUGCUACUGAAAAGCAUAUUGCAAAGUUCAGCCAGCAAGAAGUUCAUAUAAUACUGGAAACUCCUGAACUGUACAGAAAGCUGACACUACCAUAUAUUGAAAAAGAGCAGUUUAACUUACAGUGGGUCUACAACAUUUUAGAAGGUAGGAGCGAGCAAGAUAGAAUAGUUUACGACAAUAAGUGCGAAAGAGAGGGCUUUGUCCUCGUGCCUGAUCUAAAGUGGGACGGAAUAACCAAGGAGACACUGUACCUGCUUGCUAUUGUCCGACAGAGAGGCAUCAAAUCACUGAGGGAUCUUAAUGAAAGCCAUCUGCCGCUCUUGAAGAGAGUUAGAGACGAGGGAAAGAAGGCGAUAUACUCCAAGUACAAGGUUUGCGGCAGCCAACUGCGAGUGUACCUGCACUACCAACCCUCGUUCUACCAUCUGCACAUCCACUUCACGUACCUGAAGCACGAAGCGCCCGGUAUCCAUGCGGAGCGGUCGCACCUCCUCGACGCAGUCAUCGACAAUCUCACCAUGAGCGGCCACCACUACCAGCUCGCGUCCCUACCGUUCACCGUCCGUGAGAUGGACCCCCUAUUUUCUUCGUACGAAUCGGAUGGCCACGUGGCCAGGGUCAACCAGCCGGACAAA
Molecule: messenger RNA, 1002 nt
Organism: Iphiclides podalirius (scarce swallowtail)
Lineage: Eukaryota; Metazoa; Arthropoda; Insecta; Lepidoptera; Papilionidae
Source: the annotation of a GenBank genome assembly